AUGUCCGGACGUCCCCAGCAGAUUCGCCCCUCCGCCAUGAACAUGGACGGCUCCGCCGACGGUCGCUCUUCCUCCCGCGGCCCCGGCAGCCCUGGCCGCUCUCGUUCUGGCUCCCAGACCAACCCCUUCGGCCCUUCCAUGGGCUUCGACCCUGCCAAGCCCACCGGCGGCGCCCAGGAGAAGGACCAGGGCAACACCCGCAUCGACCUCCCGGCGGAGGCGUACACAGUCGGCGCUGAUAGCAAGAACGCCGGUGGAGUGCCCUUCGCCAAGCGCCCUGGCUACAACACCUCUGGCAAGGCCUGCAACCUCGAGGUCAACCAGUACCGCGUCAAGUCCUGGAACGACAAGAUGUCUAUCUACCAGUACGAUGUCUCCAUCACGCCCGUCCCCCUCAAGUACAACGUCGUUUUCCAGAAGUGCUGGAACCACCCUGCCGUCAAGGCUAUGCUCAACAAGUACAAGACCCUUUGGCUCUGCGAUGGUCGCAAGCUUGCUUGGAGCUCUAUGCCGAUCAACCGCGGUGAAGAGCGUCUCAAGAUCGACCUCGACGAGGGUCUCCCUCCUCCGAAGAACGGCAAGCCUCGUCGCGACAACAGUUUCUUCUUCGUCAUGCGCCAGACCAAGGAGGUUCACCUCGCUGCUCUCGAGGCGUAUCUGGCCGGCAAGAUGGACUGGGACAACUCUGUUCUCGAGGCGAUGAACUUCCUGGACCACCUCGUCCGCCAAGGCCCGUCUGAGCGUCUGCUGUCGAUCAAGCGCAACUUCUACAACGAGAGGGCCAAGAAGUCGUUCGACCUCGGUGGUUGCAUUGAGCUCGUCAAGGGUGUUUACGCGUCUAUUCGCAUGAACCAGUCCUUCAGCGGUAGCAUCGGAAGAGGACUUGGCAUGAACGUCGACGUCGCGAACACUGCCUUCUGGAAGGGUGGCAUGCCCAUGCACAUGUUCGUCAAGGACUUCCUUGCCACUUGCGAUCGGAGAUGGAGCGGUCUUGACCCCAACGGCAUCGCCAAGCUUCUUGCCCCUGUCCGCCAGACUGACAAGAACGGACGCGUCCAGCUCACCAUGUCGGAGGCAUUCAAGCACCUGCGCAAGCUGGCGAAGAUUCGUUUCACUCCCAAGCACCGUGGUAAGGAGAACUGGGACAAGAUCUACCUGAUCAAGUCCAUCGCAUUCGGUUCUGAGUACGGCGACAAGGGUGCCACCGCGGAGAACGUCAGGUUCUUGAACAACGGCGAGGAGAUGAACGUCGUCGAGUACUUCAUGAAGACGUACACCUAUAAGGUCCAGUUCCCCAACUGGCCUCUGGUCGAGACGCAGCGGGCUGGUUUCUUCCCCAUGGAGGUUUGCAUGAUCAAGCCCAUGCAGCGCUACCCGUUCAAGCUGGACCCUGACCAGACUGCUGCCAUGAUCAAGGGUGCAGUCACGCGUCCCAACGUGCGCAAGGCUGACAUCAACGACGCCAAGAACCAGCUCGCCUGGGGUCAGGACCCUUACCUCAAGCAGUACGGUGUCGUCUUUGACACCCAGAUGGCCAAGACGACCGGCAGCCUCCUCGAGCCGCCCAAGAUCCAGUAUGCGAACAACGUUAUUAGCCCCAUGUUCGCGGGCCGCUGGGACUUGCGCGGAAAGAAGUUCUGGGUCGGCAACCGUGCCCCUCUUCAGUCCUGGGGUAUUCUGAUCCUCGAGAACGCCACCAACAAGAACGCCGCCGGACAGUUCGUCCAGAUGUUCAAGCAGACUUAUACAGGUCAUGGUGGCAAGAUCCUCAAGGACGCCGUCGUUAUUGACUCGGAGGCGCGCAACAACAACGUUGCUGACGCCGUUGCCAGGGGCUAUAUGCAGAUCAAGAAGGUCACCGGCAUGACCCCUCAGCUGAUCUUCUGCGUCCUUCGCUUCAACAACGCCGGAUCCUACGAACGUAUCAAGAAGUCGGCCGACUGCCGCUUCGGUGUCCUCACCCAGUGUGUAUUGGCCCGUCACGUCGAGAAGAACCAGGGACAGUACCACUCCAACGUGGCCAUGAAGGUCAACGCCAAGCUUGGCGGCAUCACCUGCCGCAUCCCUCACCCUUCCGGCCCCAACAACAAGGCCCCUGCCUUCUUCAAGGAAGUCACGAUGAUGAUUGGUGCUGAUGUUUCCCACGCGACCCCCGGUAUCGACGCUCCUUCCAUGGCCACCAUGACCAUGUCCAUGGACAACGACGCCACCUUCUACGCCGCGGCCGUCGAAACCAAUGGCUACCGUGUCGAGAUGCUUUCGCCUCUCAACACCCGCAACUUCCUGGCUCGUCUUAUGCCUACCUGGCAUAAGCGCAUGAACCACCCCGCCCCCCCUCCUCACAUCAUCUACUUCCGUGAUGGUGUCUCUGAGGGCCAGUACGCGCAGGUUCUGGAGUACGAGAUUGGUGCCAUGAAGGAGAUCUUCAAGAGCAAGUACCCGGGCGCCAAGCAGCCCAAGUUCACGGUCAUCGUCGCUACCAAGCGUCACCACAUCCGCUUCUUCCCGCAGCAGGGCGACAAGAAUGGCAACCCCUUGCCUGGCACCCUUCUCGAGAAGGAGGUCUGCCACCCCUUCUGGUGGGACUUCUACCUCUGCAGCCAUGUGGCGAUCCAGGGAACGGCCCGCCCGGUCCACUACACCGUCCUCAUGGACGAGGCCAAGAUGUCGUCCAACGACCUGCAGAAGAUGAUCUACGGCCAGUGCUACCAGUACGCUCGCAGCACCACCCCCGUCUCUCUUCACCCGGCCAUCUACUACGCCGAUCUUGCUGCCGGCCGCGCUCGUGCGCACGAGAACAUCGCCACCUCGCAAGGCUUCCGCUCCGGCCCGAAGGCGGCGGAGAUGGUGGAGGAGUACGGCGCUCGCGGUCAGAGCAUGUUCGAGGGCGACCGUCCCACCGAGGCUCUUCAGCUUCUGCCUCUGGGCGGAUCCCCUGGCGAGGCCGACCCCGCCAGCACCGAGAUGUUCAAGAACACCAUGUGGUACAUCUAG
Colletotrichum karsti is the source of this 2994-nucleotide messenger RNA. Its product is annotated as eukaryotic translation initiation factor 2c. Gene Ontology annotation, molecular function: RNA binding; protein binding. The transcript has a single exon. Bases 1 to 2994 code for a protein of 997 amino acids. The record is from RefSeq and is a predicted model, not a curated record. Lineage: Eukaryota; Fungi; Ascomycota; Sordariomycetes; Glomerellales; Glomerellaceae.